AUGUACUCGGGCAGCCAUUCUGACGACUAUGACCCCCUAUUUUCAAAUCAGGACUUCGUUGCUACUACUACUAGUAUGCGGCAACCUGCAUCCAACUUCUCCCAUCUGUACUAUGAUGCCACUCACAGCGGCCCAUCCCAAAUCAUCGAUACACCUUAUGUCAACUCUAUGUCCUAUGAUCCAUCCUUCGCUUCCUACUUCUUUGGCUUGGACCACUAUCAGCCCCAGGUGUCCUUUGAUGGCAUGGCUACUUUGCCUGCUGGCACAGAGGAUGUACCAGCUCUGAAAGAGCGGCUUAGGCUACCUUUCGAGGAGCCAUUUCGUCUCGAUGAGAUGCUACAUAUACAACCCCCCAAACUUCCACUACCCAUUAGAGAAGACUUGGAUUCCUCUCUUCCAACCCACCCAAAGUCCAAUCUGCAAUUCCAUCCAUACACCGGUGUGUCUCAGGCAAAGCUGAGGGGUUUUGCUGCAAUUACCAAGGAUACUCUGGAUACCCAGGCUGAGCCUUCGCAGUCCACAUUGCAGCCCAUUGGACCUUCGGUAUAUGACAAAGAUAAUACAACUCAUGGAAUGAUAUUCAAGAAUGCACUAGAAAGUCUCAUCAAGGACGCAGUUAAUGUUACUCCCUUUUUGUCCGAGAAGGACAAAAAGCAACAUGUUCAGCAGGUGCUAAUUGGUGAUGUCGUUUUUUACAUCAUUGUGGAACUGGACUAUCUCCAGCAUAUAACAGAUCCAACCCUCAAGAGCUUGUUUUGCACAGCAUCCGCAGCUGUGAAGUGUGCCCUGCAGGAGCGUUUGACAGGACAAGAAGUCAAGUUUACUGUAACAGAUUUCAAACCCACAUACAACUCAUUUAGCGAUUAUAUCGAUAUGCAGAUUGUCCCAUACCCAGAGCUGUUGGCAUGGUGGAACAAUACUUUCUACUACACUUGCGUUGUACCUACAAUCAAAUCAGCAAUUCUAGUCUAA
Suillus paluster is the source of this 972-nucleotide messenger RNA. RefSeq lists its product as uncharacterized. The record is from RefSeq and is a predicted model, not a curated record. The transcript has 5 exons. Lineage: Eukaryota; Fungi; Basidiomycota; Agaricomycetes; Boletales; Suillaceae. The coding region runs from base 1 to 972 and encodes 323 amino acids.